Molecule: messenger RNA, 2330 nt
Organism: Exaiptasia diaphana
Lineage: Eukaryota; Metazoa; Cnidaria; Anthozoa; Actiniaria; Aiptasiidae
Product: FGGY carbohydrate kinase domain-containing protein
Exons: 17
Coding region: 44-2188 (714 amino acids)
Biological process (GO): carbohydrate metabolic process
Molecular function (GO): phosphotransferase activity, alcohol group as acceptor; kinase activity
Source: RefSeq, a predicted model, not a curated record
UGGCGACGUACAGAGUGCAUUGAAUACUUCUCAAAAAUCGGCAAUGAGCUCGUAUUACAUUGGAGUUGAUGUCGGAACAGCAAGCGUUCGUGCUGGCUUAGUGACAGCGGAAGGUGUAGUCGUUAAAAAUAGUAGCCGACCAAUAGAAAUAUGGAAUGAUGACGGGAACUUUUAUGAACAGUCAUCAGAUAAUGUUUGGGAGAAACUUUGCGAAGUUGUUAAGGAAGUUACCUCAAAUGUCCCCAACAAGCUCACGAUACAUGGAGUUGGAUUUGAUGCAACGUGCUCAUUAGUUGCUUUAAACUCAGAUGGUCAGCCUGUGUCCCUCAGUCGAACUAACAAUCCAAACAGAAAUAUUAUAAUGUGGCUUGACCAUAGAGCAGCGAAGCAGGCAGAAAGAAUCAAUAGCACAAAACAUAAAGUCCUAAAGUAUGUUGGAGGUGUCCUAUCUCCAGAGAUGCAGGCACCAAAACUGUUAUGGAUUAAGGAAAACUUACCAGCCAAUUGGGACUUAGCAUCUGUGUUCUUUGAUCUUCCUGAAUACUUAACAUUCAAAGCCACUAUGGACUCUUCCAGGUCAACCUGCUCUUUGGUUUGUAAAUUUAACUACUUGGGGCACGAGACACAGCRACCACCAGGGUCUAAAUGUGGCUGGGAUGAUUCCUACUGGCRGCAAAUAGGUUUACAAGAAUUACCAGAAAAUAUGUAUUCCAAGCUAGGUACAAAGACAUGUUCGCCAGGAAGUCCAAUUGGUAAUGGGYUAACAAAAGAAGCAGCUGAGCAGAUGGGAUUAUGGGAGGGAUGUCCUGUUGGAUGCUCUCUUAUUGAUGCCCACGCAGGAGGAAUAGAUUGCUGUCAUCGUUACUACCCUUGGGCUUCCUGUGUUGAGGACUGCACAGGGAUUCCAAAUAGGCUAAAUUUAGUGUUUCCUGCCAAGGAUGAUAUCAUUGAACCACAAAGUAUCAUUAAUUGUAGGAGUUGNGGAAGUAUUGAAAUUUCUUCUUCCAGGACGAGAAUAUUACCCCUGGGGACCCCUGUAGCAUUAAAAACUUCCCUGUACGAUGAGGUAAAUGAUCUUGUGCGAAAGGUCUGUGAAGAAUACAGGUUGGACAACGCUGCCUUCCUGUCACGUGACUAUCAUGUACUGCCUGAUUUCCAUGGUAACCGUUCACCAAUCGCUGAUCCUAAUCUGACGGGCAUGUAUGGUACACGUCACAUCAUUGACUGCAUGAAUGAUGCCGGUCACCAUGUCAACACGUUGUUUCUGUGUGGAGGUCUCACGAAAAACCCGCUCUUUGUCCAGACACAUGCUGACGUCACAGGAAUGCCGUGCGUUUUACCACGAGAAAGUGAACCAGGCCUGAUUGGUGCUGCCAUACUUGGAGCAUGCGCGAGUGGUGACUUUGCCACUGUACAGAACACUGGUCACGUGANAAAACCCGUGUUUGUGAAAGGGGUCUGGGGGCCAUAUUACUCUGCCAUGGUGCCUGGCCUUUGGCUCAAUGAAGGCGGUCAAAGUGCAACUGGAAAACUGAUUGAUCACGUGAUUGAGACACAUCCCGCCUUCCAGAAGCUGAAACAAAUGGUCGAGGAAAAAAAAACUUCCCUGUACGAUGAGGUAAAUGAUCUUGUGCGAAAGGUCUGUGAAGAAUACAGGUUGGACAACACUGCCUUCCUGUCACGUGACUAUCAUGUACUGCCUGAUUUCCAUGGUAACCGUUCACCAAUCGCUGAUCCUAAUCUGACGGGCAUGGUUUGUGGUCUAACGCUCUCGUCCGAUCUCAACAAUUUAGCAGUUUUAUACGUUUCUACAUUACAGGCGCUAGCAUAUGGUACACGUCACAUCAUUGACUGCAUGAAUGAUUCCGGUCACCAUGUCAACACGUUGUUUCUGUGCGGUGGUCUCACGAAAAACCCGCUCUUUGUCCAGACACAUGCUGACGUCACAGGAAUGCCGUGCGUUUUACCAAGAGAAAGUGAACCAGGCCUGAUUGGUGCUGCCAUACUUGGAGCAUGCGCGAGUGGUGACUUUGACACUGUACAGGAUGCCAUGAAAACAAUGAAUUCUAUUGGUCAGAUAGUGACACCUGACAGCAAAGUUAAAAACUACCACGACAAGAAAUACAAAAUUUAUCAUAAAAUGAUAAAAGAUCAAUUAGAAUAUCGACAAAUUCUCCAAGAAAAAUAACUAUCGAUGUUAUAUACUAUUAUUAACAUGAACAUAUUCUUAUAUAUUUUAAUUUCUAAUAUAAAUAUACUUGAAUUAAAUCGAAUUGUGAAUUGUUUGAUUGCUUUUUAAAUUAAAUUGAUAUUUUAUAAUAUUAUAUGGC